This is a messenger RNA of Eufriesea mexicana, 925 nucleotides long. RefSeq names its product protein TIPIN homolog. The transcript has a single exon. The record is from RefSeq and is a predicted model, not a curated record. Lineage: Eukaryota; Metazoa; Arthropoda; Insecta; Hymenoptera; Apidae. Gene Ontology annotation, cellular component: nucleus; replication fork protection complex. Gene Ontology annotation, molecular function: DNA binding. Gene Ontology annotation, biological process: DNA damage response; replication fork arrest; replication fork processing. Bases 17 to 925 code for a protein of 302 amino acids.
AUAAAACUUGUUGACUAUGACAACAUUAUCAAAUACUUCAGAUUAUGAUGAAACUAACGAUGAUAUAGUAGCUGAAUAUGAAAAUCAAGAGUCGGAUGGACAUCAGGGUAAUGUUGAAAAAUAUUCAGAUUCAGAAAAUGAAGAAAGUAAAGAAGAAAAAAAUACUAGAAGAAGAAUUGAUCCAGCAACAUCAUCUAAAAAGCAUAUAAUAAGAAAUCCUCUGCCCAAAUUAAAUACAGAACGUUUGAAGGGUCCUAAGGGAAUUCAUACGAUUGAAAAAUAUUUUGAAGGCUUUAAGUUUCAUGGGCAAGGAUAUGAAAAGUUAGAUUUGGAUAGAAUUAUGAAAAGACUGGAACAUUGGGGUCAUAGACUGUUUCCUAAAUUGGAUUUUGAUGACUUUUUAGAAAAGUUAGAGAAAUUGGGUACUAAAAAGGAUCUGCAAGUUUUUAUAAAAAAAUACAGAUUAGACAUGAUUAAUGAAGAUACUGAUAUAAUUAAUCAGGAUAAAAUAGAUACAGAAGAAAAUAAAGAGCAAGAUGAACCUAUUGAUGAAUUUGAUUUAUUAAUUGCAGAGCAAAUAGAAAAACAAAAGCAAGUUAUACAUCAAUCGUCACUUAAUAUAUCUACAACUAACAAUGAUGCAUUUGAUAAAUUAUCAGAGUCUAAUACCAUAAAUUCUCAAUCCAUGACUAACACUAUUCCUUCUUCACAAUUAAGUGAUGAAGCAAAAGAACGUAUAGAAAGAAACAGACAACAAGCUAUCCAAAGAAGACUUGCAAGACUUAAAGAAGUGAAAGAACAAGCUAAAAGAAAAAAAUUUGAAGAAAUUGAAAAUGCACAAGCAGAAAAUAAAAAAGCUUUGUAUUUAGAAGAUGAAGAGAUUGAAAGUAAUUCAAAAGAAAUGAAUAAAAGUCAUAACUUUUAG